Molecule: messenger RNA, 3767 nt
Organism: Ictidomys tridecemlineatus (thirteen-lined ground squirrel)
Lineage: Eukaryota; Metazoa; Chordata; Mammalia; Rodentia; Sciuridae
Source: RefSeq, a predicted model, not a curated record
GCCUGGCACUUGUGUGCGGCCCCAGUCUGGCAACCCCGCGGCUGCGGCUGGAAAGCCUGGGAGCGCGGCUUGCGGAGGCUCGGGCAGCAGGAGGAGCGUGUGAGCUGUAGGCGUCCCUUUAAGAGCGGCGGGACGGGCAGAGCCUCCGCCUCUCUGUCCGAGGAGCGCCGGGCGGUCACCUGGGGCUGUCGGGCAGCCAGAUCUGGCUGCGGUACUGGCGCGCUUGCCUGCGGAGUUGGAGACGGACUCCGUCGCGAGGUGCCGCGGAGCCGCCUCGCAGCGGCUCGCUGCUGCGGAAGAUGCAGGAGCGCAUCUGGGCGUCGCUGCUGCUGCUGCUGCUGCUGCUACCGCCGCCGCCGCUGUGUGGCGGCCCCCCGGACAGCGGGCGCCAGGAACUAGAGCCUGAGCGCGGGCCUCUGCAGCCCUUCGACCUGCUCUACGCCAGCGGCGUGGCUGCCUAUUACAACGGGGACUACGAGCAAGCAGUGCGCGACUUGGAAUCGGCGCUGCUUAGCCACCGGCGCCUGCGGGAAGUCCGCACGCGCUGUGCCCGCCACUGCGCCGUGCGCCGCCCUCUCGUGCCCCCCGGUGCCGGCCCCGGGGCCGAGCUGCCCUUCUUUCGCGCCUUGCUGGAGCGGGCGCGCUGCUACCGCAGCUGUGAGAGCCAGCGCCUCGGGGGACCCGCGUCCCGACACCGCGUCAGCGAGGAUGUGCGCAGCGACUUUCAGCGCAGAGUGCCCUACAACUACCUGCAGCGGGCCUACAUCAAGCUUAACCAAUUGCAAAAAGCAGUGGAAGCUGCUCACACUUUCUUCAUGGCCAAUCCUGAGCACAUGGAAAUGCAGCAGAACAUUGAGAAUUACAGAAUGAUGGCUGGCGUGGAAGAGUUCCAGCUGAUAGACCGAGAAGCCAAACCUCACCUUGAGAGCUACAGUGCAGGCGUUAAACACUAUGAGGCUGAUGACUUUGAACUGUCUAUCAAGUACUUUGAACAAGCUUUACGAGAAUAUUUCAGUGAAGAUGUGGAGUGCAGAACUUUAUGCGAGGGGCCUCAGAGAUUUGAAGAGUAUGAGUACUUAGGGCAUAAAGGGGGUCUUUAUGAAACUAUUGCAGAUCACUACAUGCAGGUGCUGGUUUGCCAGCAUGAGUGUGUGAGGGAGCUUGCUACCCGCCCUGGCCGCCUCUCACCCAUUGAGAAUUUCCUUCCUCUGCAUUAUGACUACCUACAGUUUGCCUACUACCGAGUUGGUGAGUAUGUGAAGGCCUUGGAGUGUGCCAAGGCCUACCUCCUAUUCCACCCAGAUGAUGAGGAUGUCCAAGACAAUGUGGAUUACUAUGAGAGUCUAUUAGAUGACAGCAUUGACCCAGAAUCCAUUGAGGCCAGAGAGGAUUUAAUUAUGUUUGUGAAACGACAUAAACUUGAAUCUGAACUGAUAAAAUCAGCUGCAGAGGGACUGGGAUUUUCAUACACUGAACCAAAUUAUUGGAUCAGAUAUGGAGGACGACAGGAUGAGAAUAGGGUCCCUUCAGGAGUGAAUAUGGAGGGGGCAGAAGUUCAUGGAUUAUCAAUGGGGAAAAAGUCAUCACCCAAGAUAGAUCGAGAUCUAAGAGAAGGUGGCCCUCUGCUCUAUGAGAACAUCACUUUCGUCUACAACUCAGAGCAGCUGAAUGGGACCCAGCGGGUUCUCCUGGAUAAUGUCCUAUCAGAGGAGCAGUGCCGGGAGCUCCACAGCGUGGCCAGUGGAAUCAUGCUUGUUGGUGACGGCUACAGAGGAAAAACUUCACCCCAUACACCCAAUGAAAAGUUUGAAGGUGCAACUGUCCUGAAGGCACUCAAAUUUGGUUAUGAGGGCCGAGUCCCACUGAAGAGUGCACGUCUGUUUUAUGACAUCAGUGAGAAGGCUCGAAAGAUCGUAGAGUCCUAUUUCAUGCUGAAUUCAACCCUUUAUUUUUCCUAUACACACCUGGUCUGCCGAACAGCCCUUUCUGGUCAACAGGAUAGAAGAAAUGACCUCAGUCAUCCCAUCCAUGCUGAUAACUGCCUGUUGGAUCCAGAAGCCAACGAAUGCUGGAAGGAGCCUCCUGCUUACACUUUCCGGGACUAUAGUGCUCUCCUGUAUAUGAAUGACGACUUCGAAGGAGGAGAAUUCAUAUUCACUGAAAUGGAUGCUAAGACUGUGACUUGGCCAUGUUUGGAGACGUUGAAUGUUUGAAAGAAUUGAUGCUUGGAAUACUAUGUAUGAAUCAGUUUCAUUCACUGUUGAAUGUAAGUUAACUGAAAUACUGCUUUUUAACCAUGUCAAAGUAGAUACUAUUCUCCUUUUAUUUAUCUAUAAUUAUCAGAUAAUUUAUGGUUUUAAAAGGAAUGAAUCUAACCUCUCCUCAAAAAAGUAAAUGAAACUGGCUUAAAUUUUUAACCCAAAAGCCUAUCAAUACUUUAUAUUAAUGAAUAUGACAGAGUUUUUAGAACAUUUCAGGGAUAAUUAAGAUUCAUGGGUAAAAUUUUAGGGAUUAUUUUAGAAAUUCAUAGAUAAACUUUUUAGUUCUUACCUCUUUCCCAUAGUAAAUUUAUUCCAAUCUCAACAAAAAGAAAUGGAAAGUUUUCCUUUUCUAUUUCUCUUAUUUGACUUCCAAAGGACAAACAAAGAAAAGUAAUGACCUUACUUAGAGCCACAAAAAGAAUUAGAGUUUUUCCAUCCUUUACUUUGGAAAAAUCUUGAUAUUGUAUAAUGAACUGAAUAGUGACUGAAUGUUUACAUUGAUUAAGGAUAAGUACAUCUCAAAUUCUUUCUAGCUCUUUAUCAUUAGUUAGAUGGAAGGCAAAAUUGUUUGUAAAAAUCAUACUUGGAAAAUUGUAUAUUUGGAAGACAAAGGGCUUAUUUUAAAUAAUAGCAUUUAUUUGUGGAACAAGAAUUAAAGGGUUUGGGGCUCUCAGUGUAAGUUUGAAGAAGAUAAAAUUUAAUAAGUUGUGUUUGCUUUGUGACAAAUGAAAUUCAGUGUUAUGAUGCAGUGUUCCAAAAUAUGUCUGUAACUAUUUAAUUAAACUCCAGAACACAGUCUCCUGUAGAAACCAUGUCAGAAUUGAGAAUGAAAGCUUCUAUAUGCAUUUCAUCUCUGUAACCAUGCUUAAUCUCCAAAUAAAGAUAAUAGCAAACCCAUAAUUCCACCCAACAAGUUGUGUACAGCUGAGAAUGUUCUAAUCCCUUCUCCAGGAGAGGAGGUGAAGUCCUUGAGUGGUGUUUACUUUUCUAGACAAAUAUUAUGAUGUAAAAUUAACCAUAUUUAAAUACUGAUAUAAAGUCAAUAUAUCUUAAGGUACACGCUAAGGAAAUAAAAGAGGAGAAAAAACAAAGAUGUGCUUAAUAUAUGUAUAUAUGCACACAUAUAUUCAGAACAAAAUAAGCAAGAAAUAAUCAUGACGAUUUUAGUUCUCAGUUCUGUAACUGGUCUUAUGGUCACGGCUGGUGUUUAUAACUUCCUUCUGCUAUUCUUCCUGUAUCCCCUUUGCCUUCCACAAAGUACCUCAUCUGCCUGUAAUUCCUUACCUGGUGGGGUGACACACCUCCAUUGCUGAAGGUUUUAGGCCAUUUAUAGUCUUGCCUAGAUUGGGUGGCUGUAGUUUUAUUGACCUUUAAUAAUAGAUGUUGUAAAUACUGAGAGAUGUUGGGUACCUGUAAUCCCAGUGACUCAGGAGGCUGAGGCAGGAGGAUUGCAAGUUCAAGGACAGCCUUGGCAAGUUAGUGAGGCCCUAAGCAACUUAGUGAGAC